AAGUGGUUUGUGCAUAGUAGAGAAGAGAGAAUAAUGGAUGAUUUCAGUGAUCGGUUUCCCAUCGGAAUGCGUGUUCUUGCCGUUGACGAUGAUCCUACUUCUCUCUUGCUUUUGGAAACUCUCCUCCGAUCAUGUCAAUACCACGUAACCACAACUAGUGAAGCAAUAACUGCAUUGACUAUGUUGCAAGAAAACAUAGACAUGUUUGACCUGGUAAUCGCUGAAGUUCACAUGCCUGACAUGGAUGGACUCAAGCUGCUGGAACUUGUAGGACUUGAAAUGGAUCUUCCUGUCAUAAUGUUGUCUGCACAUGGUGAAACGGAGCUGGUGAUGAAGGCAAUUUCCCACGGUGCCCGUGAUUUUCUGCUGAAACCUGUGAGAUUGGAGGAGCUAAGGAACAUUUGGCAGCAUGUAAUUCGGAAUAAGGAGUCCCAGUUUGUUUGGUCUGUGGAGCUGCACCGCAAGUUUCUUGAAACUGUUAAUCAGUUAGGAGUUGACAAGGCUGUACCCAAAAAGAUUUUUGAUUUGAUGAAUGUUGAAAAUAUUACAAGGGAAGACGUGGCAACCCAUCUCCAGAAGUAUAGACUCUUUCUGAAAAGAAUGGAUAGUUCUGGACAUUUUCACAAUAAUACUAUCAGAUCCUUUUCACCUGCUGGGAUAGUUGGUAAUCUGAACACUCCAGCUGGUCUGAACGGGCAGUUUGGCCAUAACUCCCGAUAAUCAGAAUAUACUUCGGGGAACGCCAAUGUCCAUAUGGUUUGAUCACUUGCAAAACAGCAAGGAUAUCCAGACAAAUUAUUUCCCCUCAAGUGAAUGUUUUAGACAGAUAGCUAUUCUUCCUUCAGAUGACAAGGCUUCUUUGUGAUUCCUAGCUAUGAGCAUGUCCUCAUUAGGUUCUAAGAUUUUGCAUUUUUCUUCCACAAAUUAGAUUGCUCUUCUAGGUUUGAGAGGGAAAUUAAAUGUUUUCUCCAUAAAUAAUAUUUGAAGACCUUGUUCUGUUUUAAUAUUUACUCAUUUUAUUAGAUGCUUGAGACUUUAUUCAA
Messenger RNA from Medicago truncatula (barrel medic), 1043 nucleotides. RefSeq names its product two-component response regulator ARR12. Bases 34 to 720 code for a protein of 228 amino acids. The record is from RefSeq and is a predicted model, not a curated record. NCBI's taxonomy places the organism in Eukaryota, Viridiplantae, Streptophyta, Magnoliopsida, Fabales, Fabaceae. Gene Ontology annotation, molecular function: DNA-binding transcription factor activity; DNA binding. Gene Ontology annotation, biological process: cytokinin-activated signaling pathway; phosphorelay signal transduction system. The transcript is spliced from 5 exons.